ACAGGGGAGAAGCAGCAGCAAGAGAACCAGGCCCGUCCCGGCCCGUGGAUCGGAAGGACCAACAGGGAAAAUAUCUCAGGAUUGAUGGUCCACGUCAUCAAUGGGAAUCAAAAGCCUGUGGACCUGACGUAUCAAGAGGGGAAAAUGUCUCAGGGCCACAGGAACAAAUUAAUGCCUCGGGGUGGAAGGGACGACGGUCGCAAUGCCAUGGAGGUACAAAAGCGCCUGUCCUCCGCUGGCUACCCAUUGCUUUGAGAUUCCUCACACCUAAGUCCUCCUGCAUCUCUCAAUAUCGCCCACCCAUCACCCACCUGUCAGAUUUCCACAGCCCGAGAAGCCUGCACCAUGUCCGAUGUCAUUGACGACGAAACGGUCUGGUUCCCCAAGGGCCAGACCAUGAGCAAGACGAACUUGAACAAAGCCGCUCGCCGACCGUCCGCCGCGGAUGGUGAUAGUGACAAUGACGACGACACCGUCUUCGGCCUAGGCAAUGCCGAUAUGGGGUCACUAAACCGGUAUCUCCACGGGGGCCGGGUGCUGCCGUUGGAUCGCACCAACUAUUGCAACCAAACGGGCAUUGUGGAUACCUCCUUGAUCACCCCGAAGAUCUGGAACAAGGUGGAUGAGCUAAUCGAGGCGUACAAGAGAGUCCACGCCGACUGUACGGGCUUUCUCGGAGAUGACAACACGGCUGUCAAGCAAUGGACGGUGGGCCAGAAGGCUCUGAAGUCCCAAAGGUCCACUGACGACGACGACAGUGACUUUGACAAGCUUUGCACCUGGGAUAAGAUGAAUGGCCUCGCCCAGAAGAUCUACAACUACUCCGACGAUGCAGGGAGCACGGACGCGGAGGAUUCGUACUACGUCGUCAUGCUGAAACUGUGCGGCGACUAUAACGACACCGAUGAUGCGGCGGAGCAGGAGCAGAUCCGCGGGAACAUCAAGGACAUAACCGACGACCUCCUCGCGGAUGUGAAUAUCAUCCUAUCCCGCAUCGACAAGGUCAAGUCUGCCCUGGAAGCCUUUGACAAGAGCUGUCAGUCGAACCAGUUUACCUUGGAGGGUCUGGAAACAUCCAUGACCACCAUCCUAACCACUGAGCUGGGCAAUAUCGAGGACUUGGAAGCCCAGAUCCAAGCCCAUCAAGAUGAUAUCAAAGGCUAUCAAGCCAUCAUCGAUCAGGAUCGUUUUGAUCAGAAGAUGACCGCCGCCUACGUGUGGAUCCCCAUUGCGGGAACUAUUGCGGGACCUAUCGUGUUUGCUCAAAAGCAAAGCGAGAUCAAUGAAUACGAGGCCAAGAUUGACGCGAUGAACAAACUCAUCCAGGACGAACACGCCAGUGUUCUACUGCACAAGACCUUACAGGCCAAUGUGACAUCCAUGAAGGGCCAAGCGAAGGAGCUCAGUGGUCUGAUCGGCCCCGCCAUAGCGACCAUCGAGGCACUGAAAGGAGGCUGGGAUGUCAUGGGGACCCAGGUCAAGUAUAUUAACGAUAAGGCAGCCUCGUUUGAAGAGAAGAUUCCAAAGAUGGCCCUGAGCCAGCUCAAACUCAACAGGAUCUCGAACGAGUGGUUGAAGUUGAAUAAAUAUGUUACCUCCUAUAUCCAGACCGCCCAAAUGGUCCCCCAGGUCAAUGUCACCGACCUCAAUGACUAUCUGCAACAGUUGAAGGAUGCUGCCAAGUCCUCUUAGUAGUACACCUGAUGGGGUCCAAUGAGUCCUAAGGCGAUCCGGCACUGUCCAGCAAUGCUACUCGCGGAGCAACACCACCGGCCCCGUAAAGAAGGAUGUACAUAUAAUGACAAUGUCACCAGAGAUUAUCGUCGAGCUUACUGCACAAAAGCU
Messenger RNA from Aspergillus alliaceus, 1845 nucleotides. RefSeq lists its product as uncharacterized. Bases 346 to 1692 code for a protein of 448 amino acids. The record is from RefSeq and is a predicted model, not a curated record. The transcript is spliced from 6 exons. Lineage: Eukaryota; Fungi; Ascomycota; Eurotiomycetes; Eurotiales; Aspergillaceae.